Messenger RNA from Suillus paluster, 1987 nucleotides. RefSeq lists its product as uncharacterized. Bases 305 to 1633 code for a protein of 442 amino acids. The record is from RefSeq and is a predicted model, not a curated record. NCBI's taxonomy places the organism in Eukaryota, Fungi, Basidiomycota, Agaricomycetes, Boletales, Suillaceae. The transcript is spliced from 8 exons.
UUUCUCGCUUCUCGUCAUCCAAAUUUCAUGAAAACUUGUCGUCCUGGGUUCGCCAGGUGUGGUUGCUUCAAAGCUCGAGAAACCAGCAUUGAGAACAUAGGGUAGAUGUUGACAGAAUCGAAGAUGGUCGGGCGACCUUCACCGAAUCUAACAGUAAUUUAGCUGUGAACGCCGAACGGAGUGGGAAGCUUGGGUUAAGUAUAGCCAGUGACCCGCAUGGUCAUUUUGACCUGCAGGACCGUUACUCAUAGGACUCGAUCCUCGAGAAGAAAAUGGUGGUUCCGGACGUUGCUAAUUCACUACCAUGUUCUCCGCAACUGUAACCCUCCCCGGGUACCCUACUCCCUCGUCACAGGCUCAUUCGCCAACGUAUACCGCCGCUCCCCAGGCUCAUGAAUACCGGUUAGCUCAUGAUGCGCGUCUAAGUCCCAACCGGUCGCCGAGAGAAUUUGUGAAGCAAACCAGAAAUGGUGGUGUGAGUCUUCGGCUUGCAGGCCAAGAUGAUCAAACAGCGCUUCCCGUCUACGGUUACGGCGCGUCCGUGGAGGGCACUCUCGACAUCCACAAGCGAGAUGGUAUCACGAGCGUCGAAGUUCAAAUCGAAGGUACCCUCAUGCUGGAAGAAUCAGCUGAAGGCGGGACGACGAAUUGCAAACUAUGUCUCAAUAAGAGUAUUCUUUGGGUCAAGGACAGGAUUUACGAAGCGCCAUGCCCUCGUUCUCUUUCAUUCUGUCUUCCUCUCCCAACUACUUUCUCAGACGGCGGAAAAACCUAUCCUCUCCCACCAACUCACGAGUCACACCUAUCGGGCCUACCUGGAUUUCGGGCGAGGGUAGAUUAUAGCAUUAGCGUCAUUGCUGUGAAACCGAACAUCAUACCGCAUGCAGUCAAGUCGUCCUUGUUGUGGGGCGGAGAUUGGGCUAUAUCGACUCCGUUUGAGUACCUUCCUCGCACUCGUCCAUCCACCCCGAUACCACCACCUCUGGUACCCGGUCAAUGGGGAAUAAUCGAGACUCCGCAAUGGAAGGUUUUCCCGACUUUGAUUCACGCAAAUCGGGGAGGACAUGACAUCAUGGUUAAGUUAUUUAUCCCAGCCAGUCGAACAUUCUGUAUGAAUCAGUCCAUUCCUUUCCACAUCAUGUUCUCGUCUUCAGCAAUGUCUCUUGCUGCAUUUAUGCCUUUGGGACCGAUGGUAGCCACGUCUCCGAAAAAGCAGCGCACAAGAAUACAGUUGCUGAGGCAGACGACUGUUGAUGUCCGCAACACGUUCGAACUUGGCACACGCACUGACAUAUGGAGAAUUGAUUGUAUUGGCGAAGGUGCCUUCAGACACGCAGGUGAUGGUCCACUCUGGGUCGCCUUCUCAGGAGAGAUUUACAUCAGUCCUGACAUCAAGAUCGGGGGUUUCAAGGCUGGCGGCUUUUCUAUCAAGGAUUGUAUAGUCCUGACCAUGACUCCGCCUGAACAUUCCAAAUCAGCUUUCAAGGAACUGCGACUCGCGGUUCCUAUCCGGCUUGCAACGGACCCCUGCUCAGGAUCGGGCUUGGCCGUAUAUAGCAGACGAUAUGGUCCUCCAUCGAUAUCUUCCUCGGAUGAACUCGGGGAUGCUCCACAACUCGGCUACGACUCAUGAUGUCAUGGAGAACUUUGGUUUAUCACGAUCGCGCUAGAAUCGCAUCAGUUCCAUUUACGUAUCGUAGAGCACUAACGAUAUCGCUAGCUGAGUCUAUUUCUUGCGUCAUACACUCCAUACGUACGGUGUUGACGGACUGGCGGAAAUGUCCAUAAUUCCACGCGUACGUGACAACCAAGGUAGGGUUCAAACUGUCGGUGUUCCUUCCCCAUUUCCACUCGAAUAAGCUACUUCACUCCGACAUUGCGAAAUAGCUCACGAAGUACAGAAACCCGCGCCAUUUGGGUUCAUCAGAAUGGUACGUCGGCGUGGUUUAGAUCAAAACUUCGACGGCGUGCCAUCAAGAAGAUCGAG